This is a messenger RNA of Corvus hawaiiensis (hawaiian crow), 1733 nucleotides long. Its product is annotated as hepatocyte cell adhesion molecule-like. The transcript is spliced from 10 exons. NCBI's taxonomy places the organism in Eukaryota, Metazoa, Chordata, Aves, Passeriformes, Corvidae. The record is from RefSeq and is a predicted model, not a curated record. Bases 302 to 1609 code for a protein of 435 amino acids.
GAGCCGCCGAUCGAUCCCGGCGCGGUGCCGGAGCCAGCGGCAGCUCCUUCCCAGCCGGGGAGCGGCCGGCGCGGGGACAGCGGGAGCUGCCGCUGCUGCCCGGAAGGGCUCUGGGAGGGGAAUCGGCGCCGAGGGAGGGGAGCCAUCGGCAGGAGAACAGGCUGGGAAUACCCGCGGCACCGGGAAUCCAUCCCAGGGCUCAGCCCCCACGGUACAGCCGCACCUGCGGCUCUCAGCACGGCGUGGGUUUUCAAGGGGAUAUUUGAGAUCGGGGCGAUUUGGGGCCGUGUUCCCUUGGCAGAUGCUGCUGUGCCGUCCCGCCGAGCUGCUGGGCACCGCCUGGGUGCUCCUCGCAGGGCUGCUGGUGCCGUUCCCUCCGGCUCUGGAGGCAGCGGAACCUCCCCAGCAGAGAGCCACGGCUGCGGUGGGAUCCUCCGUGCUGCUCCCUGGGCUGGACAACGUCACCCACAGCGAUUCCAUGCAGUGGGAAUUCCGCAGUGGCAGCAGCUCCCACACCAUCCUGCAGCACCGUGGCGGGGCUCACCCCCCCGCCAUCCACGCCCCCUACGCAGGACGAGCCGCUUUCCAUCCAUCCAAUGGAUCACUCACGCUGGAGGAUGUCCAGGAAAGCGACAGUGGCACCUACAGAGUGACUGUCAGCACAGGAGACAGGAAGAGCCGGGAAAUCCAGCUGGAAGUCCUCCGGUCCGUGUCCCGCCCUCAGCUCUGGACCAGCGCUCUCCUGGCUCGGGCCACUGGCAAGAUUGUCUGUGAGGUGGCAGAGGGCAGAGUGGACAACAUCACCUGGAAGAAGGAUGGGCAGCCACUUCCCCCAGCCAGAGUUUCCCGGCUCUCCAGCAGCCGCAGCGUUCUGUACCUGAGGCCAGCCCAGAGGUUGGACUGCGGCUCCUACUCCUGCAACGCCAGCAACGGGAUAAGCUGGCAGGAGAGCUCCCUGAACGUCACCAUUGAAGGUCUCUCCCGUCUCCUGAAGGACACCCUGAGGAUUGCGGUGGUCGCUGUGGUCUUCGCUGUUGUCUCGGCCUGGGGAUUAAUUAUUCCCGUUUGCCAGUCCGAAAAGCUCAGGAUAAGGGGGGAGCUCUGGAGGUGGCUCAGCUCCUACACCUGCGGGUUGGUGUGCAUCGCCUGCAUCCUGGAUGGCACCGCCGGCAUCCUCUGGAUGUGGCAGGAAGGCCCUUCUGUUGCUGUCAUCCUGCCCGAGAUCGCCUUGAGCUACCUCACCGUGGUCACCUUCCUAGUGGCCACCACCGUCAUUUUCCAGCCCACGGAUUUCAACCAUCUGAAGAGCAAAAAGGCACAGCGCACCAUGGGCUACGCCGCGCCGGGGGCCGUGGUGACCGUGGUGCUGACCACCACCUUCCUCAUCAAGAACAUCUACCACCGCCACGAAGAAGGAUGCGCCGAGUUCAUGAACGUGACCAUCCUGGUGGUCAGCACGGCGGCCGUGUCGGCCCUCCCGCUCCUCGCCAUCGGCCUCUGCUAUCACACCACGCAGGGCUGGCGGAAGGACCGUGACGUCUGUUGGACGGACAAAGUCAGCUCCUUCGAAAUGUCCCAGCCAGGCACCAAGGACCCCGUUCCCAGCUGAUCCAUCGGGCUGGUUCUCCCUUAGCUGAGCCAGCCCAAGCCUUUCCCCAGGUUGAGUGGGCUCAGGGCUCUCAGUUUUGGUUCCUCUAUGAUCCUUGUAAUAAAUGUCCAUGAAAUUAACCUGA